UAAGUCGUCGCGAGGCGAGCGGGGUCCGCGCGCCUGCGGGCACCUCCGGGCACCUGCGGCUGUGAGCGGCGCUCGUGGCCUCGGCGGGAGCAACGGCGCGUGGCGGCGUGAGGAGGGCGGCCUGCUGCGUCUCGCCGGGGCGGGAGGAGGGUCCCUCCGCGGCUCGGGGCGCGCUGAGAAGAGAAGAUGACAGGAAGAGCUAGAGCCAGAGCAAGAGGAAGACCUCCAGCGCAGGAGGCUGCCAUUCCUUCUGUUGGAGCUGCGUCUGUUCAACAGACCUUGCCCAGUCAGCCACCUGGCCGUCGGCAGCCUCAGCAGCCAGGUGUUCCUGCCUCGGUAUCAGAAGGACCUGGUGGCCGUGGGCGACAGAGGGGCCCUCAGAACAUUCCGCGAGGCUCGAACGGGGGAAGGCCAGAAGGAUUACAGAUUUCAGCAGGAUUUCAGGAAUUGUCUUUAGCAGAUAGGGGUGGACGUCGUAGAGAUUUCCAUGACCUCGGAGUAAACACUCGGCAAGCCAUAGAACAUGUACAGGAAUCAAAAACUGGUUCUUCAGGUGUUAUGAUAAAGUUAACUACAAAUUACUUUCGUUUGACGUCUCGACCCCAGUGGGCUUUAUAUCAGUACCAUGUUGGCUAUAAUCCUGAGAUGGAAGCACGCCGUCUUCGAUCAGCUUUGCUUUUUCAGCAUGAAGUGCUAAUUGGGAAGACACAUGCAUUUGAUGGAUCAAUAUUAUUCUUGCCAAAAAAACUGGGGAACAAGGUUACAGAAUUGUUUAGUAGGACUCGAAAUGGAGAGGAUGUGAAGAUAACGAUCACGUUGACUAAUGAGUUGCCUCCUACUUCUCCUACAUGUCUGCAGUUUUACAACAUCAUUUUUAGAAGGCUUUUGAAGAUGUUGAAUUUACAGCAGAUUGGACGUAAUUAUUACAACCCCAGUGACCCAAUCAGCAUCCCUAAUCACAGGUUGAUGGUUUGGCCGGGCUUCACAAGCUCUAUCCUCCAGUAUGAGGAAAGCAUUAUGUUAUGUACAGAUGUGAGCCAUAAGGUUCUUCGCAGUGAAACUGUGCUAGAUUUUAUGUACAGCCUGUAUUACCAGGUCGAAGAACAAAGAUUCAGAGAUGCCUGUGCUAAAGAGCUGAUAGGUUUAGUUGUCCUUACAAAGUACAAUAACAGAACAUACAGAGUUGAUGACAUCGACUGGGAUGCCAAUCCACAGUGUACUUUUAGAAAAUCAGAUGGUUCUGAGAUCAGCUACGUGGACUACUACAAGAGGCAAUAUAAUCAAGAAAUUACUGACCUGAACCAGCCUGUCUUGGUCAGUCAGUCUCAGAGGAAGAGAGGAAACAUGAUGCCAGGACCUGUGGUUCUAAUUCCAGAGCUGUGCUUCCUAACAGGAUUAACUGAGAAGAUGCGUAAUGAUUUUAAUAUGAUGAAAGACUUGGCUAUUCAUACACGACUGCCACCUGAGCAAAGGCAACGUGAAAUUAGAAGACUUGUUGACUACAUCCAAAAGGAUGACAAUGUUCAGAAGGAACUCCGAGACUGGGGAUUAAGCUUUGAUUCUAAUUUAUUAUCCUUUACGGGGAGAGUUGUUCAAGGAGAAAAGAUCCUUCAAUCAGGAAACAUGUUUGAUUACAAUCCUCAGUUUGCUGAUUGGUCAAAGGAAACUAGGGGAGCUCCCUUGAUCUGUGCAAAGCCUCUGGACAACUGGUUAUUAGUAUACACACGGCGCAACUAUGAUAUUGCUAACACAUUACUUCAGAAUCUGUUUAAAGUCACACCAUCUAUGGGAAUCAGAAUGAACAAGGCAACCAUGAUUGAAGUAGAUGAUAGAACAGAAGCUUAUUUAAGGGUUUUACAGCAAAGUAUCACCCCUGACACAAACAUAGUAGUUUGUGUUUUGUCUAGUUCCCGAAAGGAUAAGUAUGAUGCUAUCAAGAAAUACUUAUGUACAGAUUGUCCCAUUCCAAGUCAGUGUGUGAUUGCUCGCACCUUAAGCAAGCCUCAGACUGCUAUGGCCAUAGCAACAAAAAUUGCCUUACAAAUGAACUGUAAAAUGGGCGGAGAGCUUUGGAGUGUCGAGAUCCCACUGAAACAGGUGAUGGUUGUGGGAAUUGAUUGUUACCAUGAUACUUUAUCUGGAAAACAGUCAAUCGCAGGGUUUGUCGCUAGCCUGAACCAGACAAUGACACGGUGGUUCUCGCGCUGUGCUGUCCAGGGUCGUGGGCAAGAACUUGUGGAUGGGCUCAAAGCCUGCUUGCAAACUGCUCUAAGAGACUGGUUCAAGUGGAAUAAGUAUUUGCCCUCUCGUAUUAUUGUGUAUCGUGAUGGUGUAGGAGAUGGACAGCUAAACACUUUGGUUAAUUAUGAAGUGCCUCAAUUUCUGGAUUGCUUGAAGAGUGUCGGUAAAGACUACAACCCGAGACUUACUGUGAUAGUUGUGAAGAAACGAGUGAAUACCAGAUUCUUUGCACAGUCUGGUGGAGCACUGAAAAACCCACCCCCUGGCACUGUUGUCGAUGUGGAGGUCACCAGACCAGAGUGGUAUGAUUUCUUCAUCGUGAGCCAGGCAGUGAGAAAUGGUUGUGUUGCACCCACUCACUAUAACGUAAUUUAUGACACUAGCAAGCUGAAACCAGAUCACGUGCAGCGUUUAACCUACAAACUUUGCCACAUGUACUAUAACUGGUCGGGUGUUAUCAGAGUACCUGCUCCUUGCCAAUACGCUCAUAAACUGGCUUUCCUUGUCGGUCAGAGUAUUCACAGAGAACCAAACCUGCUGCUUUCAGACCGACUUUACUACCUUUGAAGUUGAGUUACCAGCUGAAAACAAUAGUGCAGCCCCUUUCUAGGGAACGUAGAGUUGUCUGGGUGUUUGUGUGGCUUGUGUUGGGGUUUGGUUUUGCUUUUGGGUUUUUUUUUCCUUUGUUCUUAAGAGCCAUGUAUGGGCUAAGGAGCACGUGCAGUUGUGGAACUCCAUUGUAGCAGAAGGUGAGAUGGCAGGUCUGCGUUUUGAAUAGGUCACUGCUUGCUACAGAAACAAUGUGAUAUUAUUUUUUAAUACUUAUUUACUGAAGUGUUUCUGGGAUUCUUCACAAGAGAUGAUCAGUUGUUCUUAUUUAUGUUUUGGGGAAGUCUUGCACAGAAUUAUUUUAGCAUACAAGAUAGUUAUGCAGACCAAACCCCAAACUUCUCUAGUUAGCACAUUACACUUCUGAUUUUCAAAACACGAUUGUUGCUUCCUUGUUUUUCUCAGCUGUUCAAAUGAGGGCAAAACUUUGUCUGCCAAACUAUUUCAUACCUUAAAAAGAGGCUGUCAGCCGUUCUUGGUUAUCAGGGCUUUGGUUUAAGAUUGCGUAGUGCUGCAAAACCUGUGGGAGGGUUUUUAACGCCUGCCCGCAUAAGCGAGGUGCGGACCAGCUGGCAGCUGCCCUGUGCUCACUUGUGCCUCUCGGAGCGGCGGGAAGCGAGGUGGGACCGCCUCCAGCUGCACAGCUGAGGAGGAAGCUCGGGGUCUGCCGGAGCUUCGGGGAUGCGUGCCGGAGGCGGAGCCGUUCCUGCGCCGCCUCGCAGCUGCGGGAGCACCGCUCUUACCUCAGGCUGCACGGCGCUCUCCGCAGAGAGCGACGCCUUUGAGCUUGAGCGCGCUUGCAGGGGCUGCGUCACUGGCCCUGGGCUGUCCUAUUGCCACGCUUUGGCUUAGCCUUGUAACUUCAUGUUUACUUGAUGGCGUGAGUAAACCGGUGCUUCAGCCAACUGCAGCUUCGUAACUGGAAUGAACUGAAUUUCUUGGUUGACAUUGUUUAACUGCAUGCUCGUUAAAGGAGGAAGAUAAUUUCCAUCAAAGAAUAGCAGUGCACUGAUUGAUGUGCAAAGGAGGGGAGGUUUUACUCUUCAUGGGGGAUUUUUGGUUAUGCGGCUCCAAGUGCCAGGGAGUGCUUCGGCCUUCGUUUGUGUCGUACUUCUGAGACUUCAACUGGCACCCGUUCCGCGGGAGCAGCUUAACUUGCAAAGCAAACGGCAGCUGUGUUGGUGGGAGGCGAUUUCAGGUUUUUGUGUUACCGGGCAGAGUCAAACUAGUGCAUAUGGAAGAAUGUGGACUGGUGCUGGGUUUUUAAACUAACUUGUGAACCUUGUUCCUUUUCUUUGCAAGAUUUAAAUAAAGUUGUCGCCGAA
Phalacrocorax carbo (great cormorant) is the source of this 4175-nucleotide messenger RNA. The record is from RefSeq and is a predicted model, not a curated record. Lineage: Eukaryota; Metazoa; Chordata; Aves; Suliformes; Phalacrocoracidae.